ACCUUGGCCGGGACGGGACUGAGGGGGCAAUAAGCGCUGCUGCACACAUGUUUGGAAAUCAUGACUGUACGGUAUGCCAGAGUAUUGACAUUAAUAUACCAAAGUUUCAUUAAGAGUCUCGCCCAGGUUAUGCCGUAUGCGUUAGGCUUUUAUCUGACGAAUGUCGCUCAAUGUAAGGGGGUGACGUCCAGUAGCAGGUGGCAUCCAUUGCACAGCGGGUGUAUGGCUUGUUAAUA
Molecule: messenger RNA, 236 nt
Organism: Radiomyces spectabilis
Lineage: Eukaryota; Fungi; Mucoromycota; Mucoromycetes; Mucorales; Radiomycetaceae
Exons: 1
Coding region: 61-234 (57 amino acids)
Source: RefSeq, a predicted model, not a curated record